Molecule: messenger RNA, 1476 nt
Organism: Pelobates fuscus (common spadefoot toad)
Lineage: Eukaryota; Metazoa; Chordata; Amphibia; Anura; Pelobatidae
Product: olfactomedin-4-like
Exons: 5
Coding region: 1-1476 (491 amino acids)
Biological process (GO): signal transduction
Source: RefSeq, a predicted model, not a curated record
AUGGAGGAGCUUAUUUUCAUCACAUCGGGCUAUAUUGAGACAUAUACAGCAAUUUGGGCACAAUGGAUUCACUACUACCGAGACAGUGGACUUCUAGAGGCUUCUAGAUUGCCCCAAGCUUUUACUUCUGUCGGUUGGAGAGUCCAAUAUUCCACAGGGUCUCUGGAUGAAAAUGGGGUCUGUCACUGCACCGUGAUCCUCCCAGAUUCCACUUUCCCGGCUGAUCGCAUAGAGUACCUCGAGAUCUACAAUUACAACAUGAGUAUCAGCGUCCAACAACAGAUUACUAAGAUAAACAGCUAUGAACUCAUGGUGACCGUCUACAUAGAGAAGCUGAAAGACCUAACCAAGCGGGUGGAGAUAAUGGAGACAGGAGGGCUUACUUACACCGAGUUGGACUUCGAGCUCGUGAAGCUGGAGAUCAGAGAGAUGGAGUCUCUAAUUCUGGAACUGAAAAUAUCUCUUAAUGGGAGCAACGCGAUUGUGGAAGCUCUCUAUGUUGAGAUCCAUAACAUUUCCAUCUUGGUCAACCAACUGGAGUCCUACGACAAGAAUAACGUUCUCGUUAUACGAAGGGAAAUUGUAGCCCUACAGAAACGACUGCAAGAGUGCCAGGACCAUGUCAACGCUACUCCACUUCCUCCGGUGGACAUCGGUUCCUGUGAACACGGAGGACUUGUGAAUAUCAGCAAGCCAUUUACAGUGCAGCUAAACUGGUUGGGAUUUUCUUACAAAUAUGGAGGAUGGGGCAAGGACUCUGCAAUGGGAGCCAAUCAGCAAUUGCACUUCUUGGCCCCUCUGCAAACAGAUGGACGGAUAAUGAACAUGUUUCGCACAUAUUCUUCUCGUGAUGACCUUCUACUGUAUAAAACACAUUCAGAGAAGAGCCUUAGUAGUAAUAACUAUGGACAAGGUGGUGGAGUGAUAAUGUACAACAAUUAUCUAUACUUCAACUGCUAUAACUCCAGAAACCUCUGUAAACUAAAUCUUCAGAACUAUGUAAUCACCCGCGUAGCACUGACAGAUUCUACAUAUAACAAUCGGUUCUCCUACUUCACAACAACUUGGCAAGACAUUGAUCUGGCCGGUGAUGAAAAUGGUCUUUGGGUCAUUUAUUCCACAGAGCAGAAUAAAGGGAACUUUGUCAUCAGUAAACUGAAUGAAAAUUCCUUUGCAAUACAAAAAACGUGGUCCACCUCUCAAUACAAACCUGCAGCCACAAAUGCGUUCAUGGUUUGUGGUGUUCUGUAUGCAACAAGAGCCCUCGAUACACGAACAGAGGAGAUCUUCUACAUGUACGACACAAAGACGGGCAAAGGAGGACACCUUAGUAUUCGUUUCAACAAGAUGAUGGAAAAUAUACAAAGUUUAUCCUACAACCCCAACGACCACAAGCUCUACAUGUAUAACGAUGGCUACCUGGUCACUUACGAUCUUUUAUUCCAACCUGUUGCAGGUGAGAAACCCAAAAUUUAA